Messenger RNA from Sphaeramia orbicularis (orbiculate cardinalfish), 1942 nucleotides. RefSeq names its product cell division control protein 42 homolog. The transcript has 6 exons. Lineage: Eukaryota; Metazoa; Chordata; Actinopteri; Kurtiformes; Apogonidae. The record is from RefSeq and is a predicted model, not a curated record. Gene Ontology annotation, biological process: small GTPase-mediated signal transduction. Gene Ontology annotation, molecular function: GTPase activity; GTP binding. Bases 165 to 740 code for a protein of 191 amino acids.
UUGACCGUCGUAUGGAAGUCUGGACUUGGAAGCUUGGCUCGUUAGUAAGUUGCUGCUGGCUGGUGCCAACGCCCGGCGAAAACACAUAGCUAGCUAACGUUAGCUAAAGGAGAGACGACGGGAAAUCGCUAACGUUACUUCCAGCAGAGACAGAAAGCACAGAGAUGCAGACUAUCAAAUGUGUGGUGGUGGGCGAUGGAGCAGUGGGUAAAACCUGCCUAUUGAUUUCAUAUACCACCAACAAAUUCCCCUCGGAAUAUGUACCAACAGUGUUUGACAACUAUGCAGUAACUGUAAUGAUCGGGGGUGAACCAUACACCCUUGGCUUAUUUGAUACAGCAGGUCAGGAGGAUUAUGACAGGUUACGACCACUAAGCUACCCACAGACUGAUGUCUUCUUAGUCUGUUUCUCAGUUGUUUCACCAUCCUCAUUUGAGAACGUUAAAGAAAAGUGGGUUCCAGAAAUAACUCACCACUGUCCCAAGACCCCAUUCCUGUUGGUAGGCACUCAGAUUGACCUGCGAGAUGAUCCCUCCACAGUGGAAAAGCUAGCCAAGAACAAACAGAAGCCAAUCACCCCUGAGACAGCAGAAAAGCUGGCUCGUGACCUCAAGGCAGUCAAGUAUGUCGAGUGCUCAGCCCUAACACAGAAAGGAUUAAAGAAUGUGUUUGAUGAGGCAAUACUGGCUGCCCUGGAGCCUCCUGAACCUAAGAAAAAGCGUAAAUGCGUACUUCUCUAAGUUUGGUCCCAGUCCUCUCCACACCCCUUUCUAAAUCUAGGUUAACAGUACUGAAGAGUUCUGCUGCAGAUGCACAUUCCAGCGAGAGUUGAGACAUCAUGACUGACUCAACCUAAAUACAUAUUCAAUGUAUGAAUGAACGUGAUUGUACGAUUGAGUAACAUUUGAUGCUCUGUGUGAUGAUUUUAUGCCAUUAAAAUUGUGUACAUGAUGUAAACACUGGAUAGUUCAAGGAGACUGUAGUGGACCCUGCAGAAGUUUGACCAGUUUGUUCAUCUUUUCACUCUUAAGUGCUUUUCAUAUAUGAUUAACUGUAACCACUGUUAAGACACAAGCUGAUACAGAUGGAUUUGUCAGAUGCUGAAGUUGUAUUGCCAUUUAUUUACAUUUUUUCUGCUUUUCAAGUCAUGUUUUCUCUAAUUUUCUUCUUUUUUUUUUUUUACCACUGUCUUUAUUCAACCUGCCACAGUAAGGUCUGCAUCACCUAUAGGGUCUUUAGGAAUAUAUGUCCUAAGUCAUAACUAACUUUUCCCAACAAUAAACAUUUUUCACAUCUAUUUAAUAAAAGGUUGAAAGACGUUUGGAUUUUACUUAAUAUUUACAGACUUGUUAAAAUACCAGAUAAAGCAGAUUAAGGAAUUAUCUGACACUUGUAGACUAGGCUCUGACUUUGUUUUGCCAAAACAAAAUACAGUUAAGUGACAGCGCCAUUAAUGUAGCGAGUGUACAUCCAAGUUAGUACAUUCAGCACAUUAAAACAUGUUUUUACAUGAAUUUGAGUUAUAAGUUAACAGAAUCAGAUUUUUUUUUUCUUGAGUACUUGUUGCUUUGUCAUUUUGUAAAUUGAGCUAAUUGAACUCAAUACUACCCAGCAGCGUAUGAGAAAGGAACAUACAGUUUACAGAACAUCGUCCAGUUAGAGCACUUGAGUAUUUUCCAGACUAGUACCAUUUGCAUUUUUUUCUUUAUAUCGAUGCUUGGGUGGUAGGUUUAAAUCUGAUAUGUGAAUAUAGUGAAAAUAACUCCUAACUUAUUACGGAUUAGUGUGUUAGCAAUACUGAGAUUAGGAGAUGGACUAAACAUGAGAUCAGAUUAACUGUAGCAAUUUGCAGAAAAUAAGUUCUUUAUUGAGUUGUACUGUAUCUUAACUGUGAUAAAACGUCACAUAAAACCAGUAUUAUGAAUAAAGUUAAAUUCAAAUA